ACUUCCUUUCUCGCAUAGAGCAGCGGAGAGAUGAUUAAUUAUCUCGGCUACCUAUUUAUGUGCCGUGUAUUUUUGCUCAUAUUACACGUGCUACUACUGGGGACGAGUUGCAGUGCGAAGAAGAAUCACUUAUGCGCUGCUUCAUCUUGUGGCGAGGUCCGUAACAUAAGCUAUCCCUUCCGAUUGAAAGGUGAUCCAAAAGGCUGUGGCCACUCUAAGUAUGAGCUAAUUUGUGAAAAUAACCGCACUGUUCUAUAUUUGCAAGACGGUAGAUAUUAUGUGAAGUCGAUCCAUUACGAUUUCUAUCUUGACAAAGAUAACUUCCAUGGUCGCACAACAGUAGUUGACGAUGGUCUGCAAGAAGGUAAUUGCUCGUCCCUCCCUCGUUACUCAUUGGCAUGGUCCAACAUCAGUAGAAAUUCUCCCUACUAUCCUUAUUUCGGAGGCUUUGUGGUAUUCGUGAAGUGCUCACUGCCCAUUCCUUCUACUUGGUAUGUUGAUACCAAACCGUGCAUCGAGGGAGCAUACCCUGCCGGCACGCCUCCAAAUUUUCCCCAAACGAAGGUGUACUCAUACGCUAAUUAUGGGUUUAAUGGAUUAAGAGCAUCAGACAUCAAGGAUUCUUGCACUAUAACCAUGAUGGCAUUGGCAUGGGACUAUUUCUGGGGGUGGGAAAGGGAUCAGUAUGAUCGUGCGAGCUUAUCAUCAUACAAGGACCUCCACAGCGUGAUGGCCGCGGGAUUCAAUAUCUCCUAUGGAAAAAACAAAUACUCUGGGAGUGGAGAACCUCGCCUUUGCUUCUUGGGUUUCGGAUACCGUACGGAGAGGUGCAGUCAUUAUAACUCCAAUAAUUCUAUGGUGGGGCCACUCGCACUCUUUGCACUUCCUUAUCUCCCCUUUUUCUUAGCCCACUUCCUCGCCGCAAAAUUCAUACUCGGAGCUCCAUGUGUGUUGAUAUUUUUAGUCUAUAAGUGGAUGAGAAGGCACCGAGCAACGGACGAAAACAUCGAAGAAUUCCUACGAGCUCAUAACAACUUUUUGCCUAUAAGGUACUCUUACUCGAACAUCAAGAAAAUCACAAAAAAUUUCAAACACAAAUUAGGUGAAGGAGGAUAUGGCUCUGUGUACAAAGGAAUACUUAGAAGUGGUAAUGAAGUUGCUGUUAAGAUUUUGAACAAACCAAAAUCUAAUGGCCAAGAUUUUAUAAGCGAAGUGGCUACUAUUGGAAGGAUCCACCAUGUUAACGUGGUGGGACUUGUUGGUUUUUGCUUUGACGACUCUAAGCAAGCUCUCGUGUACGAUUUCAUGUCAAAUGGAUCUUUGGACAAGCACAUUUUCUCUAAAGAUGGCAAUGAUUCUCUUGAUUAUAAGAAAAUAUAUGAGAUCUCUCUUGGUGUGGCUAGGGGGAUAGAAUAUUUACAUCGGGGAUGCGACGUGCAAAUUCUACACUUUGACAUCAAGCCUCACAAUAUUCUUCUAGAUCAAAAUUUCACCCCGAAAGUUUCUGACUUCGGGCUUGCAAGACUUUUUCCCGCGAACCAUGACAUAGUGUCGUUGACUGCUGCAAGAGGAACCUUGGGAUAUAUGGCUCCUGAGCUAUUCUACAAGGACAUUGGCGGUGUCUCGUAUAAAGCUGAUGUUUAUAGUUUCGGGAUGUUACUGAUGGAAAUGGCAGGUAGGAGGAAAAAUGUAAAGGCAAAUGUUGAGCGUUCGAGUCAAAUUUAUUUCCCUUUGUGGGUCUAUGAUCAACUUAGCAAAGAAAACGAGGUUGAAAUGGAAGAAGUAGAAGGGGAAAGGGAGAUAACCAGGAAGAUGGUAGUAGUUGCCCUUUGGUGUAUACAGUUAAUCCCUAAUGAUCGACCAUCAAUGAGCAGAGUCCUCAACAUGCUUGAAGGAGAUAUUGAUCAACUGCGACUGCCUCCAAAACCGCUUCUGUAUCCAUCCGAGAAGCCAGUUGAUGAUAUGGACACUGAAAUAGAACUCGAAUCAUUCUCAACCACAUCAAGUGCUCCAACAAUUUAUGAAGGAGAUCAAUUUCAAAAUAGCAAUGAAAUUACGGAGUCAUGCAUUGUAUGAUUUUCUUUUCCUACAUGUUUGAACGUAUGCAAAAUAAACGUAGUUCCAUUAGAAGCAUAAUUGACCAUGUAAUGUGUGAACCUAUAUGAUUUUAGUGUUUGUUAGAUCUUGUGUUUUGCAGAAGAAUUGCCCCCUAGCUAUCUGUU
Syzygium oleosum is the source of this 2222-nucleotide messenger RNA. Its product is annotated as PR5-like receptor kinase. Gene Ontology annotation, molecular function: ATP binding; polysaccharide binding; protein kinase activity. NCBI's taxonomy places the organism in Eukaryota, Viridiplantae, Streptophyta, Magnoliopsida, Myrtales, Myrtaceae. Gene Ontology annotation, biological process: protein phosphorylation. The coding region runs from base 31 to 2076 and encodes 681 amino acids. The transcript has 3 exons. The record is from RefSeq and is a predicted model, not a curated record.